UUUAGGAAAAUCGUUAGGCGGCACGGCAGACAGCACCGCAAUGCUCUAAGAAUGUUGGAUAAUUGUCUCGAAAUACUUCCAUUACCGAGCAAUUAACAAGCAUUUCAGCCAAUAAUCUCUCCAUUUUCCUCAAUUUCCCCUCUUAUGUAGACCAUACGAUUCUCGGGAAGGCAGGCGAUUGGCCAGGUUUAAGCAUCUGGGAAUCACUCCAACGAGACUUUUCAAUGAUUGUGAAACUCUGGACGAGAAACAGCGGCGUCAAAGGAAUUAUCACGUCGAGGGGCCACUUGUUGGAGCUGGAUUGCCUCUGUUAGUGUUUGCUGCUGUUUUUGGAGCCGUAUCUCUUGGUUUUUUCCUUGCCUUCUGCCGAUGACUCUGGAUCUGGAUAUGCUUACUACCGAGUAAUGUAUUUGUGAUUUUGUUAUUGUAUUGUUGGUUAUGACGGUGGGUGGAGGUGGAGAUCGAGUUGAGAAUUUUUGCGGCGUUCGAGUUUUUGGUGCUUGAGAUGCUUGCUGGGCUUCUUUUUGAAGAAUGGUGAACUGAAAUUGUGACUUGGGUUUUCUAUCCCUAUGAGGCGGAGUAGCCGUCGGGGAUUUUCGGAAUCAACAUGAUUGAUCAGUUCAUCAAUUUUGUAAUUCGGCCGCCUAGGGCGGAUUAUAACCCUGAUCAAUAUUUAUGGGAGAAAAACUUCACUCUCGCCGGUAGAGCGUAUCAGCGACAGGAUUUGGAGCUAAGAAAUUCGAGGGGCCAUACCUUGCAAUGCAGUCAUUAUUUGCCUUCACCUUGUCCUGAAGAUGCCCCUCUGCCUUGUGUCAUAUAUUGCCACGGUAACAGUGGAUGUAGAGCAGAUGCUAAUGAGGCUGCUGUCAUACUACUUCCAUCAAAUAUUACUGUUUUCACGCUUGAUUUUUCGGGUUCAGGCUUGUCUGAUGGAGAUUAUGUCAGCCUUGGUUGGCAUGAGAGAGAUGACCUUAAGGUUGUGGUGACAUACUUAAGAAGCAACAAACAAGUAUCCCGUAUAGGUCUCUGGGGAAGAUCCAUGGGUGCUGUAACUAGUCUUCUUUAUGGAGCUGAAGAUCCUUCCGUAGCUGGAAUGGUGCUUGACAGUGCCUUUUCUAACCUUUACGAUCUAAUGAUGGAACUAGUUGAUGUAUACAAGAUCCGACUGCCUAAAUUCACGGUAAAGAUGGCUGUUCAAUACAUGCGGAGGGUAAUUGAGAAGAAGGCGAAGUUUGAUAUCAUGAAUCUUAACUGCUUGCAGGUCACUCCAAAAACUUUCAUUCCUGCUUUGUUUGGGCAUGCUAAUUGGGACAAGUUCGUACAACCUCAUCACUCGGAACUCAUCUAUAAUUCAUAUGCGGGGGAUAAAAAUAUUAUAAAGUUUGACGGGGAUCAUAACUCAUCCAGACCACAAUUCUAUUAUGACUCAGUUUCUAUUUUCUUCUAUAAUGUUCUUCAUCCUCCUCAGUUAUCUUCUGCUUCUCAUGCAAGUAAGCUUGAGAAAUAUUAUGAUUUAGGGGAUUUGAAGAUUGGGCCUGAUAUGGAUGAGAAUCUAAUAUACGAGAUAAUCUCGAGUCUUCAUUCUACUGGAAAUGAUGCUGCUGCUUCAUCUUCUGCUCCUAGUGUUCCAACCACAAAAUUUGUUGGUGAACUGAUUUCUGAAAUUCCUUCAGUCACUGAAAUAGAUUCCACGCCUAAUGACCAUUGCACAAUUAACAGUGAUGAGCCAUCACAUUUGCAGGACCAGCCAAAUGGUGAAACUGAAGAAUGUUGCUCGUAUACAAGUUCGAAUAGAGAAAGCUGGGGAAGAUGCUCUUCUCUAGGGGGCAGUGAUGAAGAAUCUUCUACUGCUUGUGUAGUUUCUAAAAACAAAUUUCAGGAGACUCUAGAAGCAUUUCCAACACCUCUCCGAAACACACAAGGAAAACCAUCAGAUUUGUCGAAAGACGACAAGAAAAAGAAGAAAAAGAAGAAAGCUGCAACGUCUCAGAAGAAGUCGAAAACCGAGAAACUAGAAGCCCUUAGUAGACACCUUCGGCUUUGCAUUUUAAGGCGAGUAAACCGUUGAAGAGGGCCCUUCAUGAUUUACACUGUACCAUACCCACAACAUUGUAAAAUGGCGGCCAUCGUAUCUUUAGACUAAAUUGUAGUAGCUCUCCCACCUCCCAACAACAAAAAGAACAAAGUUGGCAGUAACCAUUUAGAUUCUUAUCAGUAAAUUGACCUGUGCGGUUGUUUGUAUCAUUUUGUUUCAUCCAUUACUUCAUUUAGGAGUUGUUACAAAUUUAAAAAAAUUGCAGAACAGUUGUAUCUUAGAACUAAAUGGAAAAGGAGGUAAAAUUCGAAAUUUUGGCAUGAA
This is a messenger RNA of Momordica charantia (bitter melon), 2359 nucleotides long. Its product is annotated as alpha/beta-Hydrolases superfamily protein. Lineage: Eukaryota; Viridiplantae; Streptophyta; Magnoliopsida; Cucurbitales; Cucurbitaceae. The record is from RefSeq and is a predicted model, not a curated record.